Messenger RNA from Ostreobium quekettii, 1140 nucleotides. The record is from the annotation of a GenBank genome assembly. NCBI's taxonomy places the organism in Eukaryota, Viridiplantae, Chlorophyta, Ulvophyceae, Bryopsidales, Ostreobiaceae.
AUGGGCGUCGAACUCCUGCUGCUGCCGCUGCCGGCCCGCCUGUUCGCCUUCCUGCUGCUCAACGCCUUUCUCGUGGCGUGGGCGCGCGCGACAUCAUGGUGGCUGCCACCCGGCCUGCCGCGCCUCUUGGCGGCGUCGCCCAUUUUCGCCGCCACGUUCCUGGCGCCGGCGCUGUUCGACCCCGCCAAGGAGAUCAUCCUGUACGACUACUGCGUGGUGUGCUACCUGUGGCUGGUAAAUUGGAAGGUGGCGGGCCUGGCGCUUGAUCGGGGCCCGCUGGUGGGGAGGAGGGGAGGGGAGGGGACGCCACCGGUCGUGUUCGCGGCGCUGCUCCUGCUGCCUGUGAACAUCCGGGCCGGAAAGGGAGGGAGGGAUGGCGGGGCCGACGCGGAAGGUGCGAAGGGGGCGAGGUGGAGCAAGUCGGGAGGGACCACCAAGGAUUUCUUGAUGAGGGGGAGCUUGAAGGUUUGCCUUGUCACUACUCUGGCCUAUAUAACACUCAAGAUUUGGGAUCGCUUCCCGCUGCUUCGAGACGUCGCCCUUGUGUGGAUACUCUUCUUCAUGGUGUCCAUGGUGAUGGAUGUGCUGGCCUCCAUAUCCAUCGCUGUGCUCAACUUGGAGUUAAUGCCACAUUUUGAGAGACCCUGGCUCUGCACGUCUCUGUCUGACUUCUGGGGCAGCCGGUGGAAUCUUGUUGUAGGAAAGAUGCUCAGGGACAUGAUUUACUGGCCCAUAUGCGAAGGGAGGUUCGUUGGGCGCCCUGGGACCAAGGGUGUCACUACUGGCCACUCUCACGCCACCCACGCUCGCCAGGCCAUCGGUGUGCUUGCCACAUUUGUGGUCAGCGGUGUGAUGCACGCGCUGCUCAUCAUGUACAUUAGCGGGGCGUUCGGAUGGAAGAAUCUUUUGUACUUUGUCGUCAAUGGGUGCGCCGUCCUGGGCGAGAGGCUGGCAAAAGACACAGUGGGCAGGAAAAAGGCGGUGCGGAAUGUGAUGGCGCGAAUCCCGGCGUGGAUGCGCACAGUGUACACGUUGGGAUUCCUGCAUGUGACGUCCCACUUUUUGUUCUGGCCUGAAGUCCUCGACAUGAGCAGCGACGUCAUCAACACCAUCAACGUCUUUGUGCCUGGCGCCCGAUGA